Messenger RNA from Argiope bruennichi, 2699 nucleotides. RefSeq lists its product as uncharacterized. NCBI's taxonomy places the organism in Eukaryota, Metazoa, Arthropoda, Arachnida, Araneae, Araneidae. The transcript is spliced from 6 exons. The record is from RefSeq and is a predicted model, not a curated record. Gene Ontology annotation, molecular function: growth factor activity; Toll binding. The coding region runs from base 33 to 1538 and encodes 501 amino acids. Gene Ontology annotation, biological process: central nervous system formation; regulation of Toll signaling pathway; innate immune response. Gene Ontology annotation, cellular component: extracellular region.
CUCACAACUCACCGCAACGGAACAACCGAAAGAUGGAAUUUUCCGUAUGUACUUUACUGCUACUGACGACCGCAUCCUUGUUCUGCCAUGUUCUCACCUUCGGAUUGCCAUCAUCCCCUCCAAUGAGACAAGGCUUUUAUAAUAUAAUGACAACCCAUCGACUGCGCCCCUCUGAAAACAGACAGUUCUUACAAAUUCCUUUCACAAGAACAACCGAAUCGACGACUACUGUUGGGCCCAUCAAGCGAGGAGGUCCUCCCUUUGUCCUUAUCCAGCCCAUGACAAUGAGCAAAAGGCCAAGGAAUGGUCGAAGGCUUGUUCUCACUCUUCCAAAGGACAACAUUCAUAUUCUUAAUGCAGAAGCAAUGCCUGAAAAAGGACAACAGUUUCUACCAACAACCCUUACGCUUUCCUUAAAAGAUGCAAAUUCAGAUGAUUCUAGUACAGGAAAUCGAUACAUCACUACAAAGGAUUAUGCAUCUCAGAUACCAAGUCCUCCACGACAGGCUACCAGGCAUCACUACGGUAUUGUUCCUUUCUCCCAGGGAGAUAGUGAUGAAGAUGAUCGUAAACCGGGACGAUGGAACAAAGGGGAAAUAUCCUACGAGAUGGAUGACAUCAUCGGGUCUGCAGGUGGUCAUGUAACAGUCAUUAAAGCUCAUUCUGGAGGACAACCUAAAGUAUUAACGGCUAGGAAAGUUAUGAGUGGAGGAUCGUCGUUUAAACCUAUGAAAGCAAUCCUUAUAGAGCCAAAAGAGAUCGAAGCUAAGAGAGUUCACGUGAUGGAAGCGGAUUCUGAAAAGGUAACUGCAACCAAAGCCCGCGUUAUUGCCUCUUCGGACUCUGUGCUGGAAGGAUACAAAGCCAAGGCUCACCCUGUGUCCUAUAAAAAAGGUGUUGUCUCUAAGGCUAAAGGUGAAGAUUGGGCAGCAUCAAACCUACACUUUGUGAAGACAGAAGCUCCCCAGAAUUCAUCUGCAAGACAGCAAGAUGAAACUGCACCACCAAUGGAGCUGAAAUGUGGUGGUACAAAUGAUCUGGGCUGGUGUGAUUUAGGAAUUAAUUAUCCAAGUGCGGAAGUUUCCCAGAUAAUGGAAGUGUGCGAAGAACUCGUCAAUCACAUGUUUGUCGAGAUUCCAGAAAGUUCCGGACCAAUGGAGGACAUCGCAUCCUAUUCCCUUUCUCGAAACAUAACCAAUCAUUCUUACUGGACUUGGAAAGCCCAUUCCACAAAUUAUAAGAAACCGCUUUGUGAAGUGAAUCGAGAGGUCAUCAGGCCCAGUUUUGCUCAGGACUUGAAAGGGAAAUGGCAUGUUGUUAUCCAAACGGACACAUUCCCACAAAGGAUUGCUUUGGAAGUGUGCAAGAAACCAGGAGAGCCGUGCAGUUCUAGUGAUAUCUGCAGCAAAUCAAAAUCUCAAUGCAUUCAAAAAUACAGCUACCAUCAACUAAUCAGCUUCGAUCCUGAAAGUGCUGAAACAUGCCCUUACGUUCGACUCUACAAAUUUCCAACAACCUGCGUAUGCAGGCUUGCUUAAUAUAUUUCCUGAGUUCGAACUUUAGUCUGUGACAUUAGUGAUUGCUCGUUUCAAAGUGAAAAUAAGAUUGUGGGUUUCAAAGUGAAACACUUCACCAUUUUAAAAAUAUCAAGCCCAUAUGCAUCCAUGAAAGCAUCUAUUUCCAUAAAUUAGGUAUGAUCCUUCAAAAAAGUAUCGCAAAAUUGCUCGUUAUUAAGAAUUAAUUAUCGCUAUUAACAGCAAAACAUUAUGUUAUUCUGAAAAAAAUGGUUUUUAACAGUAUUUAAUUCGAGCUAUUUGACCAUUGUAAAAAUUGACCUAUUUUCUACAUUUUUAUAUAUUGAGACAGCCUCAUAAGCAAUUUUUUUCUUAUAUUUUUACAAUCAAAAUACAUAAAAUUUCAUACUCGAAGAGUUCUUAAAAUUUAAAAUCAUUUAAAGUUUAGUUUAGUUUAGUUAUAUUAACGUCCCGUUGUAAAGCAACACUAGGGCUAUUUUGGGACGGACCUCGUAAUUUUGAACCGCCGUCAGAUGACGAGGACGACACCUGAGCUGGCACCCCCUUCUCCAAGCCACACCACACUAGCGGGAGGACGUUUGGCAUGACGGAUUUAACGUGCAACAGACCCUCUUACGCGACGGUUCUUCUGUGGAAUCGAGUCUCGAAUCUAAAACCCUACGGCUCACAAGCCGAGACCUUACCACCAGGCCACCGCGGCCCUAAAAUCAUUUAAAAGAAGAAAAAAAAAUGAAAGUUGUUUUAGGAUAAUUAAAACAAUAUGAAAACCAUAUCUGAGACAAAUAUGAUUUAUAAAUAUUUAUAGAAGAUAUAUUAUUGAACAAAUUAUUUAUUUGAUUGAUUUUAAUAUUUAUAAAUUGCGAGCAGUAAGAAUUUUUCAGAUACUUUUUUGAAGGACUGUAUCUCUAAUAUCAUCAGCAUUUCUAAAUACUGUUGAUCAGUACUUCUUUCAUUUUUACUGAACAAAGAAGUUGCCUUUGCAGAAUAAGUCAAUUUCUGUUUUCAUGCGUUUCUAUGAACAAAUAUCAGUUUCUGAAUGUUUAAAAGUAUUUCAAUGACAGGAAUACUUGUCAUGUUGCUGAUAAUAUAUAUAUCCGUAUAUAUUUAUUUAAACAUCAUAGCUGGCUAUGUUAAAUUAUAUUUUUGUAGUAAUUGUUUUGUUCA